UAUAUUUUCCUGUGUUACAAAAACUCAUAAGGCUAAGGCCUGGCCUCCAAGCUCCUUAUAAGAAGCUUAGUUAGCCCUGAUUCCCAUUAAAAAAAAAAAAAAAACCACCACCAAAAACUCAUACAUAUGCCCCUUUCCCAUUUCCUACCUCCAACUCAUUCACCAUGGCAACCAUAUUACCUAGAGAUGAAUCUGACUACGACAGCAGCUCUUCCUCAAUAACCAUACCUGACUCUAGCGGUAGCUGGAUGAGCAACCUCAGCUUCGGCAGCCGUCGAAGCUCUGUCUCCAUCACGUCUUCUUUAUCUGAAUCUUCACUCUCAUCUUCCCACAAGCCACACAAGGCCAACCAAGUCUCAUGGGAGGCCAUUAAGAGGCUACAAAUCGCCAGUGGCCGAGUUGGGCUCGAUCAUUUUCGUCUGCUUCGCCAGUUAGGCAGUGGAGAUUUAGGGAAUGUCUAUCUUUGCCAGAUAAGAAACCCUGUGGUGGGUUUGCCUCGGUGCUUUUAUGCCAUGAAAGUGGUGGAUAAAGAAACACUUGCUAUAAGGAACAAGUUGCAGAGAGCUGAAAUGGAGAAGGAGAUUCUGGGCAUGCUCGAUCAUCCUUUUUUGCCUACUCUGUACGCAGAGUUCGAGGCUUCUCAUUAUUCAUGCUUGGUGAUGGAGUACUGCUCCGGUGGAGAUUUGUAUGCUGCUAGGCAACGCCAGCCAGGAAGGCGCUUUAACAUUUCAUCUGCUAAGUUUUAUGCUGCUGAAACCCUUUUAGCCCUAGAGUAUCUCCACAUGAUGGGAAUUGUUUACAGAGACCUUAAGCCAGAAAAUGUGUUAGUAAGACAAGAUGGUCACAUAAUGCUUUCAGAUUUCGAUCUUUCUCUCAAAUGCGAUGUGGUUCCAAAGCUUCUAAGGUCUAAAAAACCCAACUUCGAAGCCGUUGAUCACAAGUAUGAAACUUGUUUUACACCAUCUUGCGCCACACCCAUACAGCCUGUGCUUUCUUGUUUCUCAGCUUCCAACGAGAGGAAGAAACCUUCUAGAGUCACAACAAUUACAGAACGAGUUGAUGGUGGUCAUCAUCAAGAAAGUCAAGAACUUGACCCAGAAUUGGUGGCUGAACCCAUCGACGCUCGAUCCAAGUCGUUUGUUGGUACCCACGAGUACUUAGCACCGGAGGUGAUCUCAGGGCAAGGCCAUGGAAGUGCAGUGGAUUGGUGGACUCUAGGGGUGUUCUUGUACGAGAUGUUAUAUGGAAGAACACCUUUCAAAGGUGAAAACAAUGAGAGAACCUUAAUUAACAUCCUUAAACAGCCCUUAACCUUUCCAAGAAUUGUGGUUAGCAGUAGCAAAGAACUUGAAGAAAUGGUAAAAGCCCAAGAUCUUAUAAGCAAGCUUCUAGUGAAGAAUCCCAAGAAGAGAAUUGGCAGCUUAAAGGGCUCUGUUGAACUCAAGAGGCAUGGCUUCUUCAAAGGAGUGAAUUGGGCUUUGAUUAGGUCAGUUAGGCCUCCUGAGCUCCCAAGUGAUGCUUGCAGAAUUACAAGUAGAGCUCACUUACCAAAAUUGAGUAAGAAAGAAAGAGAAGCUCCAUAUCAGAUCCCUCAUCAUUUUGAUUACUUCUAAUUAAACUAGUAAAUGUAAAUAAAUAAAUAAUAGGCAAAACAGGAAGCAAAACUAUCAAUGUAUGACACCAAAGAUCGAGUUGUUUCCAUUGUUUUUCCUGGAAAUGAGAGAUUUAUUAAUAUAUUGAAUUGGAGAAUUAACUAAUCAA
Molecule: messenger RNA, 1761 nt
Organism: Hevea brasiliensis (rubber tree)
Lineage: Eukaryota; Viridiplantae; Streptophyta; Magnoliopsida; Malpighiales; Euphorbiaceae
Product: protein kinase PINOID 2
Exons: 2
Coding region: 165-1613 (482 amino acids)
Biological process (GO): protein phosphorylation
Cellular component (GO): nucleus; cytoplasm; plasma membrane
Molecular function (GO): protein serine/threonine kinase activity; ATP binding
Source: RefSeq, a predicted model, not a curated record